This is a messenger RNA of Hirundo rustica (Barn swallow), 927 nucleotides long. RefSeq names its product G-protein coupled receptor 55-like. Gene Ontology annotation, cellular component: membrane. Gene Ontology annotation, biological process: phospholipase C-activating G protein-coupled receptor signaling pathway; positive regulation of Rho protein signal transduction. Bases 1 to 927 code for a protein of 308 amino acids. Gene Ontology annotation, molecular function: G protein-coupled receptor activity. The transcript has a single exon. The record is from RefSeq and is a predicted model, not a curated record. Lineage: Eukaryota; Metazoa; Chordata; Aves; Passeriformes; Hirundinidae.
AUGACCAACAACAGCGAGGAUUGCAAUUUUACAGCCAUCGACAGCCUGGCAUGGACCGUGCAGCUAGGGAUCUCCAUCCCCACCUUCAUUCUUGGGCUGAUUCUCAACAUCCUGGCCCUGUUUGUGUUCUGCUGCUUCUGGAGAAAGCAGACCAAGACCUCUGUGUACAUGAUCAGUCUGGUCCUGGCAGACGUCCUGCUGCUCCUCUCCCUGCCACCAAAGCUGUACUACUCCGUCACCACAGCGCCUGGGCUGCUGUGUUCCUUCAUACAGGCUCCUUACUUCGUCAACACCUACACCAGCAUCUUCAUCAUCGUCUGCAUCACUGUGGACAGGUACAUCUGCAUAAAGCACCCCUUUGAAGGUCGAGCUAACCAAUCCCCCAGGUGGGCGGUCUUCAUUUGCUGCUUCGUCUGGGCAGUAGCUUGGAUCUGCAGCAUCCCAAUUUAUGUGUUUCACAAGAAGGAACAUAUUAAAUGCUUUCACAACAUGUCGGACCAGACAUGGAGUGUCCCCUUCAUCGUUUCUGUGGAAAUAUUUGGGUUUCUGAUCCCGCUUGCAGUGAUGGUUUUCUGCUCUGCUCAAACCAUCUGGAUCCUUCUGAAUCACAAAACUCAUGCCAAAAAGAAUGUAGAAGAAAGCGGCUCCUUGCGAAUAAUCGUCAUCAAUCUCGUGGUGUUUUUGGUGUGCUUCACACCCGUCCACCUUGGGAUCUGCCUGCAGUGCCUGGUGAGGCAGCACGUGAUCGUGGGCUGCAGAAUGAAGCAGACCAUCAGCCUGUUCCUCCAGGUGUCCAUGACAUUUGCCAACCUGAACUGCUGCCUCGAUGCCAUCUUCUACUAUUUUGCUGCGAAGGAAUUCUGUAAGAAAGCACAGCUGAAAAGGGUCAUCGAGCUGUGUCCUGUCUUUAAGCCCUGUGCCAUGUGA